AACAAAACGAGAAAAGACAGUUGGCUGGUGCACUUUGACGUGUAACGUUGCGAGAGACUUGGUAGUGUCGACAUUAUUUCGUUUAGUGUACCGUUAAAUCUUAAAAUAUCGUAAUGGCUGACCAACUCACAGAAGAACAGAUCGCCGAAUUCAAAGAGGCUUUUUCAUUGUUCGAUAAGGAUGGAGAUGGUACAAUUACUACUAAAGAAUUAGGAACUGUAAUGAGAUCGUUAGGACAAAAUCCUACAGAGGCAGAAUUACAGGAUAUGAUCAAUGAAGUUGAUGCUGAUGGUAACGGCACCAUCGAUUUUCCAGAAUUCUUAACGAUGAUGGCGCGUAAGAUGAAAGACACAGAUAGUGAAGAGGAAAUUCGCGAGGCAUUCCGAGUAUUUGAUAAGGACGGCAACGGUUUUAUCUCCGCAGCCGAAUUACGUCACGUGAUGACCAAUCUUGGCGAGAAGCUCACGGACGAAGAGGUAGACGAAAUGAUCCGGGAGGCCGAUAUCGACGGUGACGGCCAAGUCAAUUACGAAGAGUUCGUCACCAUGAUGACCUCAAAGUGAAGAAGCCAACAGUUUGCAUUUCAGCUUUCCAUUGUUUCAUCCCGGCUCAUUAUCUACAUUUUCAACAUCUCGAACUUUUUGCUUGGCUGCCGGGCCACUAAAGUGAAUAACUUAAUCGUUAUUUAAUUUACAAGACAAAUUUAAUUAAUAAUAAAUAUUUAUAAAUUAAUAUAAUUGUGUAAAUUUUUGUAAUAUAUUUGUUUUUGGGAAGGUGCCACACCAGUAUCUACCUGUACUAUAUCAAACAAUUCUGUGCUACGUGUCUAGUUGAGUCAGUCGUUUAAACUUAUUCACAAAGUAUGAAAAAGGUACUUAUUAUAUAAAUAAAAUAAAAAAUCGUUCUAUUUGAUGUUAGUUUAGGGGAUACAGAGAAUUAGAUCACACGUAAAGAGUUUCAUGUUUCAUACUUUGUGAUCCAAAUAAAUCUGUGCACUUACUAAUAGUAUGUAUCCCCUUAAUUUUUGGGAAAAGGUUACUGUUAGGUUUUCUUUUUUCCAUCAUCCCAUUGUACUGUAUUGUAGGUUUUACAUUUUUUUAGUAUAUAGUAUUUUCAAAUAUAAAAUAUAAGGAUUCUUUUCGUUCAGCAUGUUAUUUUUAUUAAAAUUUUUUAAUUUAUUUUACAGUUAAGUAAGUCGGUAACAUAACGGUUACUAUGUGAAAUUAUUAGAUGUUUAAAUUUGAAAUAAAUGUGACUAAAAAUA
Messenger RNA from Anoplophora glabripennis (Asian longhorned beetle), 1264 nucleotides. Its product is annotated as calmodulin. NCBI's taxonomy places the organism in Eukaryota, Metazoa, Arthropoda, Insecta, Coleoptera, Cerambycidae. Gene Ontology annotation, molecular function: calcium ion binding; enzyme regulator activity. The record is from RefSeq and is a predicted model, not a curated record. The transcript has 4 exons. The coding region runs from base 114 to 563 and encodes 149 amino acids.